Aedes albopictus (Asian tiger mosquito) is the source of this 1060-nucleotide messenger RNA. RefSeq lists its product as uncharacterized. The record is from RefSeq and is a predicted model, not a curated record. Bases 1 to 468 code for a protein of 155 amino acids. NCBI's taxonomy places the organism in Eukaryota, Metazoa, Arthropoda, Insecta, Diptera, Culicidae. The transcript has 2 exons.
AUGAAGCAGAGUGGAAGCAUCCACUGUUGGACCCCUGCGUCCCCCGUCGGAUCCCUGCAUCCACCGUUUCGGACCGUAGCGUCCCUCUGUAGGACCCCAGCGUCCACCCGCCGGAUCGUAGCAUCCACCUGUCGGACUUCGAGAGUCCACCUGCAGGCCGCGAGCGUAUCAUCGCCCUACCGAAACCACCGUCGGAUCACGAGCGUCCACCCAUGGGACCCCAGCGUCCACUGCAGGCCGCGAGCGUAUCAUCGCCGCCUGUCGAAUCAUCCACCGUCGGACCCCGAGAGUCCUCCUGCAGGCCGCGAGCGUAUCAUCGCCCUGCCAAAUCAAGCACCCGUCGGACCCCUGCGUCCACCAGAAGGAUCACAGCAUCCGCCCGUAGGACCCCCAGCGUCCACUACCCGGCCGAAGCGCCAUUCCCCGGACCGUAGCGUCACCAUUGGACCAUCAGCGUCAACCUCCUAGGCCGUAGCGCCAAAGAUUUGGACCCGAGCGUCAUUCCCGUUCCACCAAGCUUCAUCAAUCAAGCCCUCCGUCGUAGCUAAUCAUCGUUCACCAUACGCAUCAGCCAGACCGGAGCAAGCAGAAUUGAAGCAAAUUGAAUCAUCUCCAAGCCACACCACCAGCCAGCAGCGAGCGCAUUAUCGCAGGUAGUUCAGCAUGUGUGUUUCUACCUACAGUGCCCGAUCGAUCGACGACCGCCGCAGCCCGCUCGGCGCAGAAGCAAAUUGGAAAACAGUCGUUUUCGGGCGGGAGUAUGUUUGAUCUCGCACUGUCGCCGGCGUCGUCGUUGGCUGCUUCUAGCAUGCAGAGCGUGUGCAGAAGCAGCCCAUUGAAGAGCCACACCGCUUUGAAACCGCAGCAGCCUGAUUGUGCGUUGGGCUCGAUACACGCAGCAGAGCAGCGCACCGCUGCUAUUCACAUUCAUUUCAAUUGUAUUUAUAUUGUCCGUACUAUCGCUGUCGCCUAUAUAAGCGACAGCGUGUUCUAUGUAGAAUUAGUUGUAAGCAAUAGAACCACCACAGAGCAGGAGCACUGCCUCUCUGUGGUGCGCCAA